AUGUCUUUAGAUGAUGCACACCAAUACAAUAAAUAUGGUAACGGAACUAGUGCUAGUUUUACAACAACAACAUUUGAGAUAAUGGAAACCCCAAUCAGAUCACCUUCCUCAUCUCCAACUCCAAACCAUCUUCUUGAUGAUGAUGAUGAGCUGACACCAGAGCAAAGUGCACAUCUGAAUGAAAUAGAUUUUAAUACUGGACUUGAUGGUUUUUUAUUAGCAGCUCUUAAAAGUCCCAAGGAUAGACUAUUCCUUUUGAAAUUAGAUCAAGAAAUGGAACGGUUUAUCAUUGAUGAAAAUCGUUCACGACUAGAAUUUCCACCAAUGAAUUCUUACCAAAGACUUAUCAUUCACCGUGUUGCACAGUACUUUAAAUUAUCUCACGUAGUAGACACUAGUGGUAAAGCAGUAGUGUUAUACAAAUCUAUCGAAACACAAAUACCGAUUCUUCGAUUUUCAGACCUUCUUGAACAAGAAGACGACGAAAAACCUGAAAAAUCAGUGAAAAUUAUGAGAAGACAACAACAAAGAUCCAUAAACCCAAAUGAUCCUGAUAAUAAUAAUUGUGAAGCGGGAGAACGUAAAAUUCUAUCCAUUGAAGAAAGAGAGGCAGCCUAUUUAAAAGCUAGAGCAAGAAUAUUUAAAGAUCUUGAUCAACCAAAUGUUAUGAACGGUCAACUGGAAGAAAAUAAUGAAGGUUCAAUAGUUCUAAAUUCUAGUUUAAUGAGGCAACUAAUGCAAGCCAUGCUGCCACAUGAUAUACAUCCUAAUCAUUUCAUGUCAAGCCCUUACAUGAAACAUAUGAAUCAAUAUCGAGCACCACCUCCUUAUGUUCAAUCUCACGGCCCUACAUUUUCAAAUUCAAAUCAUAUCAUUAAUCCAUCUAUUUCUACACAACCUGGCGUUCCACAUCCAAUGAUGGGAUUUCCACCUCAACAAACAUCAUUGCAACUACAACCACAUCCGGCAAAUAUUGGUGCAAUUAGACCACCGAAGUCAACAGAAUUAUUUGAUCCAAACAAUCCACCACCACAAUCAUCGUUAUCAUCAACAGUAGCAUCGCCAUUAUCAACAGGUUUUAUCGUUAAUUCUUCAAAUACCAAUUCAUCAAGAUCAGCAACUCCACAGAUACCAUCAUCGCUUUUAAAUAAAUUUACUUCUAAUUGGGUUGGGGAUCAAUCACCAACAAAAUCCUCGCUUUUGUUUGAUUACACUUUACAAGUACCAUACGAAGGAAUUAAACCUAAUCAAGCUAAUGAACAACCGCCAAAACCAAGUCAUAUACUUGAACUUUAUGAUUUUGCAGUAUCAGACAAUUUAACAGGUAUUACAUUGACGAAUGCAACUAUUAAACGUAUUGAUAAUUCUCCAAAGAUGAACGAUGCAUCAAAUAAACGGCAACCUACAGUUCUUGCAAUCUUUAAAAAUUCAAAGGAAGCCAGCAAAAUGAUUCAAACAUUUAAAACUAACCACUGGGAACAUCGAAUUAUUAACAAUCAACAAAUCCUUCUCUUUCUUCAACAAAUUAGUUUAGCAGCUAUUUAA
This is a messenger RNA of Entrophospora candida, 1545 nucleotides long. NCBI's taxonomy places the organism in Eukaryota, Fungi, Glomeromycota, Glomeromycetes, Entrophosporales, Entrophosporaceae. The record is from the annotation of a GenBank genome assembly.